AUGAAGACUUUACAACAUUUAUGCUUUGUUUUUCUUCUUUCUUCGGCCUGUGCAUUCGAGUUUUCACCGUCAAUUCCAACUUUCUAUCUCAACCAUGUUGGAAUUUCUGUUUCAAAUCUUGCUUUACAACGCAAUUGGUACAACCAAACCUUGGGCUUCAGCAACCUCCUUCAAUUCGUCGGUCCAAUGGAAAUACCAGCAGGAACUCCAGCUAUAACACCUUCCUCAUCUCAAGCACAAACAAUUCAGUCCGUCAAAUUACAGAACCCAAGAACAAGCGCAAUCGUCGAACUUAUACAGCUCUCGUCUUCGACACACAGCCCUCGAUUGAACACAUCGUCGUUGACUGCAUCGGCCGUUCAAGGCCUUUUUCAUUUUGCAUUUCGAGUUCCAAAUCUUAAGGACACCCUGUGGAGGUUGCAAGAAGAUGGUGUCCGGGUGGUACAGCCGAUUGCAGAGGGGGCAGACGAGAUAAACAACGUUAGCACUACGUUUGCCUAUAUUUCUGAUCCUGAAGGGAAUCUUAUUGAGUUGAUCGAGUUUUGCUGAGUAAUAUUACUUAUUCUCAAUGAAGAUUUGUUACGAGCCAACUCUUAUGGUCGCAACAACAGGC
This is a messenger RNA of Trichoderma harzianum CBS 226.95, 613 nucleotides long. RefSeq lists its product as hypothetical. Gene Ontology annotation, biological process: L-methylmalonyl-CoA metabolic process. Lineage: Eukaryota; Fungi; Ascomycota; Sordariomycetes; Hypocreales; Hypocreaceae. The transcript has a single exon. The record is from RefSeq and is a predicted model, not a curated record. Gene Ontology annotation, molecular function: methylmalonyl-CoA epimerase activity. Bases 1 to 549 code for a protein of 182 amino acids.